AUGGCGCCGGCGUCGCGUUCGCGCAGCCCGCCCGCCGCCAGCCCCGAGCGCCGCGGCCGCCGGUCCCGGUCCCGGUCGCGCUCCCGUGAGCGCAACGGCCUGAAGCGCCCGAGCCACCGACGGAGCCGCAGCUGGUCCCGCUCCCGCGAGCGCACCCCCGGCGGGCCGCGCUCCGCCGCGCACCACGGCCACCACCACGGCAAGGCCUGGCCCGAGUACUACGAGAAGGAGAAGGAGGAGAUCCUGCGGCAGAGGAGACUCAAUGAGAGAGAGAGAAUUGGAGAACUGGGGGCACCUGAAGUCUGGGGACUGUCACCAAAGGUUCCUGACCCCGAUUCCGAUGAGCAUACACCAGUAGAAGAUGAAGAGGCAAAAUCCAAGAGUAGUUCUUCAGAUUCCAGCUCAGAAGAGGAAAAAAAGAAAAAGAAGAAGAAAAGAAAGAAGAAAAAGCGGAAGGCAUCCAAAAGAAAAAGCAGAAAACAUUCUGAGGACAGCGACAGCGAGUCAGAGUCUGAGCAGAACUCCAGCGAUGAAGAUAAAAAGAAAAGCAAGAAGAAGAAAAAGAAGAACAGAAAGAAGAAGUAUAAGAAAAAGAAAAAUAAAAGAAGCAGGAAGGAAUCCAGUGAUUCAAGUAGUGAGGAUUCUGAUGAUGAAACGUUUCAAGGGGAAGAUCUCUGGAUUGAGAGGUCAAAAAAUACAGAAGCUGAUAGCUUGAUUGGACCAGAAGCCCCCAAAACUCAUGCAUCUCAGGAUGAUAGGCCUUUGAACUACGGACAUGCCCUCUUGCCUGGUGAAGGUGCAGCCAUGGCAGAGUACGUAAAAGCAGGAAAACGUAUACCCCGGAGAGGUGAAAUCGGCUUGACCAGUGAAGAGAUUGCAUCGUUUGAGAGCUCUGGUUAUGUCAUGAGUGGCAGCAGACAUCGCCGAAUGGAAGCUGUGCGUCUGCGUAAAGAGAACCAGAUUUACAGCGCAGAUGAAAAGAGAGCUCUGGCAUCUUUCAACCAGGAGGAGAGGAGGAAACGAGAGAAUAAGAUCCUCGCAAGUUUUCGAGAGAUGGUCUACAGAAAGACUAAGGGCAAAGAGGAAAAAUAAUUCUUUAUUUGAACUGUACACCAGAGAUUCUACUAAGCAGCAGCUAACCUGUUCCAGUCAUAAUUUGAAAAAAGCUCCAAGUGCUGCAGUGCCUUUCACCCAACAGGGCCAAGCCUCAGGAGUGGAUCACUUGUAUGAAGGAAAUACUUUUGUCAGAUUGUCUUGGAUGAUUUAUUCACAGUCUACAGGGAAUCCCUGUAAAGUGAAAGGCUACAAGGCAGGGAAGGCAGGAACAGGCAGGGAAGGUUAGAGCUGGCAGUGUUCUGUGCUCACUUUCAAUUGGAAAAGCAGGAGGAUUCCAUGGAAGGACUUUUGUUACCUGAUGCUGACAAGUGUGAUUUUUCCAUUUAUUUUGAUUAAUGAGAGUAGGCUGGCCAUCAGAAGCAAGCUACCAGUAACAGCAGCAAAAACGAAGGAACUCCUCCUCGGUUCCUGUUUAAGAUCUAAGACUAUCCACUUAGGUUUUUUUUUUUUUGUAAGUCUUUUAGAUACUAUUUUUUUUCUCGAAACAGUUGUUUGGUUUGUGGUUCAAACUAGACUUGUAAAUAGAAAUGAGUUUGUAAUUUAAUACAGAUGGGCUUCAAUUAAAGCAAGCAGAUUGCCAUUGGGGUAUAAAUAGGAGGGUCUGAGCUUCAAUCUGCCAAAGCCCAUGGUGGAGAACUACGUUGCUUGCUUCUUUUUCUCCUAUGUUAUACAUAGGUAUCAGAGCAGUGGGGUGCAGUGAUUGGAACCCCUGGAUGUACACAGAUGGUAACAAGGAUGUGUCUUUUAAUUUAUUUUCAUUUUUUUUGCCUGUGGAAUUGUUCUAGAUUAAAACCUUAUUUUAAUUCCUGUGGUACUUUAAUUUGGUCUGUUUCAGCAGUAUCACAGGCUUUCUUUAAACUCUGUGCUUGGAGGCCUAUUCCGGAUAGUGCUUCUGUGGUGGUUAUCUUUGACUCAACUGCAUAUUUCCAAACAUACUGCGUGUUAGCCACCUUUUUCUCAAAUGCUUUUAAAGCCAAAAUGUUUUCUAAAGGCUAUUUUUUUUUUUUUUUUUGGUUCUCCCGAGUCUCUGUGUUGUAGUUCUGGCAGCAGAGAUGUCUUGUAUAUUUGUAUAAAGAAAAUAAAAGUCCUAUAACAUUUGCCCUGGAGUUCUUCAGACCUGGUGUUCGCAAACAAGCAAGUCUGGCCCAGUUGCCUCUUCCUGUUUGCGCUCUGGAACCUGGUUCCAUCUUGCUAUACCCACCACACCUGCAAGGGACCGUUAUAUAAAGCCAGCUGCCAGGUCAGGCUGUAGUUAAUUUUGCACAGAUUUAAUGCUUUUUAUGUAUCCACAGAGCAGAAAUGCUAAUAAGGAUGAGUCAUUCUUUCUUA
Falco peregrinus (peregrine falcon) is the source of this 2445-nucleotide messenger RNA. RefSeq names its product NFKB activating protein (gene NKAP). Bases 1 to 1092 code for a protein of 363 amino acids. Gene Ontology annotation, biological process: regulation of gene expression. NCBI's taxonomy places the organism in Eukaryota, Metazoa, Chordata, Aves, Falconiformes, Falconidae. Gene Ontology annotation, molecular function: chromatin binding. The record is from RefSeq and is a predicted model, not a curated record. The transcript has 9 exons. Gene Ontology annotation, cellular component: nucleus.